Molecule: messenger RNA, 237 nt
Organism: Podarcis lilfordi (Lilford's wall lizard)
Lineage: Eukaryota; Metazoa; Chordata; Lepidosauria; Squamata; Lacertidae
Source: the annotation of a GenBank genome assembly
AUGGGAUCGGAUGAGAGCGGACAGGCGGUCCGCUCUCAUCCGAUUCCCCAUAGAGAGCAGCGGGGCUCUGACAUCUCCCUCUCCGCACACAGUGCGGAGACGGAGCUGUCAUCCGCCGGCUCAGCGGGGAUCAGCGGAUCGAUCCCCGCUGAGCAGAGAACGGUCCGCAACGUUCGAUUCCAGCCAGAAUAUCAGCUUUGUGUUCAGCCAAACAGGCCCAGGUUGCGCACUGAAUAA